AUGCAAGAAUAAUAUGAAUUGUAUUAUACUACAUAUAAUUAAGAGAGAGAAAGGAUUAGAGUAAGAGAAUUUGAUAAUAUUAGAAAUUUUAUAGUAGUUUAAAAUCUGAGGAAUCCAAUCGAAUAUUAAAAAGUGAAUCUCUUAAUGAAUCAUUGAAGAAGGCUGAAGGAUUUAAAAAUGAAAAGAAAAUGUAGAUUAGAUAGAAGGCUCAUAAAUUUAAUAUUAAAGCUAAAAUUAUAUAGAGAAAGAAUAAUUAGAUGCAAGAACAUCAAUUUUUAGGAAUUAUUAAAUAGAAAAAUGAAUUAUUUAAGAAAGAGAUUGAGCUGUAAGAUAUAAUUUUUAUUCAGAGAACAUCGUCUUAAUAUAUUAAAUGCAGAAUAAACAGAGUAGAUUAGAUAAAAUUAAAUCUAUAAAUCUAUGAAACAUAAAAUAUAUUUGGAGAGAGUUGAAUAACAUUAAUUAGUUAUAUAUUUAUAUAUAAAUUAGAAAAUAGAAUAGGAACAUUAAUAAUUAUUAGAAUAAAUGAAUAAUAAAUUUUAGAAAGUUGAAUAAUAUAUAUAAAUAACAAGAGAAUCAUAAAAAUAAAAGUUUAGAAGUCUUAGUUAUAAAUAUUUAACUUAUAAAUAGAAAGCAGAAAAUCUAAUAUUAGAAAAAACAGAAAAUACAUUUUAAGAAGCACUUGAUAAUAUGUCUAAAAGAGAAUAAAUUUAUGUAUUUUAUUAAUUAUAUUUUAUAAAAAAAGGAAAAAUAUCUUGAAACAAAAGAAAAAGAGAGGAAAAAGAUUGUUAAAAGAAACAAAUUAGAAUUAAUUAAAUUUAAAAGAAACAAGAAAAGAUAAGAAUCAAUUGAAAAAGUCUAAAAAUAAUUAUUAGAAUAAGAAAGAUAAAAAAGAAUACUUAAUAAAUCUACAUCCAUACCAAAAAUUAUUAUAACUGAACAUGAUGAUUAAAUUAAUAAUGAUGUAGAAGUUGAAGUUUAUGAAUUAAAUAAGACAAAUGAAUAAACUUAAAUUUAUGAAGAAAAAGUUAAUUCUUCAAAAAAGAAUUUAAAAGAAGAAUAAUCAAUUUUUACUAAUAUUAAUGAAUCAUCUAUUUAAGUUACUUUGCCUGAAAACAAAAAUAUUGAAUCUCCAAAUUAUAAAAAACUAAGAAGAAAAUCAGAAAAGGAACGAUAAUAUCAAAUUUUAAUGUAAAAUAAUUUAACUAUAUAUUAUAGGAAAUUGAGAUUGAAUUUAAAAUAAGAAAGAGAGAAAUUAGAUAGAGAAUUGAAUUCAUUCUUUAUCAGUCAACCUAUACAUUCAAAUUGA
This is a messenger RNA of Paramecium pentaurelia, 1306 nucleotides long. The record is from the annotation of a GenBank genome assembly. NCBI's taxonomy places the organism in Eukaryota, Ciliophora, Oligohymenophorea, Peniculida, Parameciidae.